Messenger RNA from Adelges cooleyi (spruce gall adelgid), 3863 nucleotides. It is a transcript of the gene pbl, whose product is annotated as protein ECT2. Gene Ontology annotation, molecular function: GTPase activator activity; guanyl-nucleotide exchange factor activity. Gene Ontology annotation, cellular component: nucleus; cell cortex. The transcript has 19 exons. The coding region runs from base 490 to 3480 and encodes 996 amino acids. Gene Ontology annotation, biological process: nervous system development; activation of GTPase activity; mitotic cytokinesis. Lineage: Eukaryota; Metazoa; Arthropoda; Insecta; Hemiptera; Adelgidae. The record is from RefSeq and is a predicted model, not a curated record.
CGUUUUUUGAUGUUUUCGCUCAUUCCGAGUGUGUUGUGAGUGUGUGUGUGUGUGCGUGUGUAUUUGUAUGUUUUUAAUAAUUUUUUUAUUAUUAUUAUUAUUCAAUUUUCUAGUAGUUUUCGCUAUAUCGGCGGUAGCAAUAUCGCGGUUGUCGGGUGUCCGUGUGCGGCGCGUUGGUGAUAUUCGUUAUUUUGGCCGUUGUUUUUUUUAAUGUCAUUUCCUUAGCGAUGUGCCGUCGUUUGCCUUUGAACCGCCACAAUAGCGGCCGUCGUAUUUCCGCGUUUCAAUCGGAUUCGGUUUCGUUUUUCUGAUAUUAUCAUCAUCAUACAGAUAAUAAUUGUAUUAUUAUUGCAAAAAAAACUAUUUCGGUACGUUGUGUGUUGUUCAAGUGUUAGUCGACGCUCGUCGGACACGAGUGGAGACGCGAUGUGUCGCCGCGUUAGGAAAUUGUGAUUUCCCACAACAACCGCGAAUAACGUCAAAACCAACAUGUCGGCCUGCGAAACCGGCCAGACCAACAGCAACUGUGAUCCAGAAGAGAAAUACAUAAAAACUCCCAGUGUUUCCAGUUUAGAUUCCGAAACAUCAUCGUCAAGUUAUAAUAUAUUUUUAGAAAAAUCACUUAUAUCUGAUUCAGAUGUCAUUUAUGCUAUUAAGAAAUUAAAUGUUUCUGUUAAGUAUUUGGAAGAUUUAUCAGACGUCAAUAAUUUAGAUAAAAAUGAUAUCUUGGUUACUGAAAUUUUUGAGCAAUUGGCAGUUAAACGACCUUGUUUUAAAAUACUAGGGCGACCAGCUUUAUUAGAAUUGGCUGUUAGUCCAAAUGGUUUACAAGGUAUCAAUCGGCAUCGUUAUUGCAAUGCCUUAGUUGGUGCUAUUGUCAGCGUUACUGGAAUUCAAAAGAGAGAUGAAAUGGCUCGUCUAUUAAGUUUAAUACGUUGGAUGGGUGGUAGUUUUCGAGAAAACAUUAACCACAAGACUACAUUUUUGGUGUCUGGCUAUGCUUGCAGUGCUAAAUCUCAGUAUGCAUAUUUACACGAAAUUCCAGUUGUCGGAUCAUCUUGGUUACACGAAGCUUGGAAAAGGCGCAAUGAAUUAGGGUUUUUGGCCUCGAACUCAUCAUUUGUAUCGGAACAUAAGUUAAAACCAUUCCAUGGUGCUAAGAUAUGUUUUACUGGGUUUACCGAAGAAGAAAGAACUCAUAUGGUCGAUGUUUUGUUGCAAAAUGGAGGAACUCCUGUUGAUGAAAAUGAUGCAGAGUGUACUCAUCUAGUUACAAAGGAAGGCUUUGCCUGUGCCGCCUCUAGUCCUUUAGGAAAUCGAGAACCAAAUACUACACCAUGCUUAAGAGGUGUACUGGCUCCUAAAAAUCUAACCAAAACGUUAGAAAAAGAGGAUAGCCAAUCUGCCAGUCCUAAUACUAGGCUGGGGGGGUUAAAAAGAACACUCAGUGUGAGUGACACGAGUAAUUUACAUGAAAUCAAGAAGAAGCGUUUUAUAGAUUCAGAUUGCAACAAGCACCUGUUUAAACAUCCUAAUCCUCUAUCGGCACAUUUGGAUCAAAUGGAUUGCUGCAAUUCGGUGGUAAAUGAAUCUUCAGUAGAAUCAAUUCCUAUGGUAAAGAAAAACAAUGCCGAAGUGGUGAAAGAAGCCUGGUUUUGGACGUCAGUUCAAUAUCAAAGUUGUGCAUUAAUUAAAGAAUAUUUUUUAACUAAUUUGAAUGUGUCUAAUACGCCAACAUCUGCUUUAUCGUCUACUUUGACAUUAAGCUCGUCGUCUCGUACAAGGAAGAGGAGAAGACAAUUAGACCGGUUCAGUACAUUAUUAAAGUCCAGUCCAACUACUUCAACAAAUAUUGGUGAAACAUCUCCGACUAGCUGUUCAGGUCCGUCUAAACGGCGUUCUUCAGCGGCUAAUACUUUAGAUGGUUUGAGAUUAUCCUGUGGAUCAUUUUUAAAUUUUACUACUAGCCCUGAUCCGUCACCUUUUAAGCAUCCUAAAGAUCCAGAUUUAGUUUUAAAGGAUAAGCCAUUUAGUCCUAGGUAUCAAGUUUUUUCUGAAUUAUUGCAAACAGAAAUAAAUUAUGUAGGAGUUUUAAACACAAUCAUUACUGUGUAUAAAGAACCUUUAGAAGAAAUGGUUGAUAAAGAAGAUUAUUUACUUAAUAACACAGAGAUAAAAAUUAUUUUCGGAAAUGUUUUACCCAUUUAUCAAGUACACCGAGAAAUGUUAGAAGAACUGAAGUGUCUCGCUGGCACUUGGCAAGAAGAUAGUAGCAUAGGCAGUGUUUUUUUGAAAUACUCCAACGAGCUAGUAAAAGCUUAUCCUCCAUUUGUAAACUUUUUUGAAAAGACACGUGAGAUGCUUCUACAGUGUGACCAAACAAAACCCCGUUUUCAUGCAUUCCUUAAAGUCGGUCAAACAAGACCAGAAUGUUGCCGCCAAAGUCUCCAAGAACUUCUCAUACGACCUGUUCAACGACUACCUAGUAUUAGUCUACUUUUAAAUGACAUACUAAAACAUUCAGACAAAAAUAAUCCAGACCAUGUAGCUCUCGUAUCAGCUUUGGCUAGUAUAAGAGAAAUUAUGACCCAUAUAAAUGAAGACAAAAGAAGGACUGAAGGCCAAGUUGUUCUUUUUGAUAUUUUCAAUGAAAUUGACAAUUGUCCUCCUCAUUUAGUCUCUUCACAUAGAAGUUUUAUCACAAAAUGUGAUGUGAUUGAAAUCAGCGACAAUCUUAGUGGCCGUGGUGAUCAUUUGACAAUAUUUGUUUUUUCUGACAUUGUAGAGGUCUGUAAAAAAAGAAAAUCAUUUAAUGGAAAAAGUCCUAAGGAGCCGAACUCGGGUUCUCACAAAUUAAACGGUGCCAAAUUGUACAAACAUAUUAAGCUAAUGCCGUUAAAUAUUAUCAAACAAGUGAUAGACAUCAAAGAGACUGAUGAUUGUCGUAAUGCAUUUUCAUUAAUGAUUAUUGAUAACCAUGAUUUUCAAGAACGGUUGUAUACAUUUACUUUAACUGGAAGUAAUUGUAAUAACAAUAACAAAAAUUUAUUUUUAAAAAAUAUAUCUCAGCAAGUAGCCAACACAAAUUGCUCUGGAAAUAUAUUGAUUUCUUUGGAUUCUCAACAGUUGGAUAUUGAUACAAGUGAAAUCACGACCGGUACACUAGGAAAAGCAUUCAAAUUUGCAAGCAGAACUCGUAUGAAAGUAGGCCGGGCUCUAAGUUUCAAUAAGACACCAAGUAAGCUUAAACGAGCUGUUUCAACAAUGAUGAGUCCCGUGCUCGGCUUAACAAAUAAUGGGCCAGGAACACAUGCACUAACACCGUCCACGCAGCUGGCCAACAUGCACUUGGCGUCUUGCACCACUCUAAACGAAAUGUCGUCGACCAACAAUCAUACAUACCCAUCGCCUCCAAUGUCGGUUCAACCAAAUAGAAAAAAUAAAACAUCGAUUUUGAGUUUAUCGUCAGCUCCCAGGUAGCGUCCACUGGCCUAUCGAUAUCUGAUCAACUCGUUUCGGAACUCAAAGAAUUUUGUUUCGAUUUUCAGUCAUCAGUAUCGAUAGCUACUAUUAUUAUUAUUAUUAUUAUAAUUAUUUGCAUUUUGUAAUCAAUUUUAAUUUUAUUUUUUUAACUAUUUUUUUUUUUUUUAACACUUAAGAUUUGUAUAGUAGUGUUAUUAUUUUCAACUUUUCCAGACAUUCUUUCUCCAAUAAUUUCUUUACUCUUAUACUUGAUUGUUCAUACACAUUUCCAAUGAUUGGUCUUAUAUAAUUUCCACAUCUAUUAUAUAUUUUGUUCAAUUGUGGAUCGUUUACUCAAAUAAACGUAGUAUUGAUGUUAUAAAGUUACCAUAAUAUAUAUA